This is a messenger RNA of Lindgomyces ingoldianus, 620 nucleotides long. RefSeq names its product ribosomal protein L37ae. Gene Ontology annotation, cellular component: ribosome. Gene Ontology annotation, biological process: translation. The record is from RefSeq and is a predicted model, not a curated record. The transcript is spliced from 4 exons. NCBI's taxonomy places the organism in Eukaryota, Fungi, Ascomycota, Dothideomycetes, Pleosporales, Lindgomycetaceae. Gene Ontology annotation, molecular function: structural constituent of ribosome. The coding region runs from base 73 to 351 and encodes 92 amino acids.
GAAAUUGUCCCAACGACAACUUCGAUCUGCCAGUUAUUCCCAUCUCGAACGACCUACGACACACAACUCAAAAUGACCAAGCGCACGAAGAAAGUCGGUAUUACCGGUAAAUACGGCACGCGCUAUGGCGCUUCGCUCCGUAAACAGGUCAAGAAGAUGGAGAUCACACAACACGCUCGGUACACAUGCACAUUCUGCGGCAAGACUGCGGUCAAGAGGAAGGCUGUUGGUAUCUGGGAGUGUCGGUCAUGCAAGAAGACGACCGCCGGGGGCGCGUACACUGUCUCAACCCCAGCCGCUGCCGCUACGAGAUCCACGAUCCGACGACUGAGGGAAAUUGCUGAGGUCUAGGGUGAGUUUGGAGAUGCGGAAUGGAGGGGCUUUUCGAACGGAUUUCAUAUUGCGGGCGGCCGUAUCGGGAAUGAAAUGGCUCGCUUCAGCAUCUGGGUGCCCAUUCUGUGAUGACUAGGGUCGUAUCAGGAUUCCUCAAAAUUCAAUGGCAUAAUUAUGAUACUGGAAUUCGACUAUAGGGUGGCGGUGAUGUACCUAAACGUGUAGAGACAGCGAUCGCUGAGGGUUCGAACUCGCGCUUCCUAAGGAAUGGAUCGACUACAAUUCCU